CACUCGUCCCGGAUUUGUUUGGCAACAACGUCGUCUCUUGCGUGUGCUGUCAGUUUGUUUGUCUUGGCAGGGAGACAGACUGUCUGCUUUAUAACUCUGCGCAAAGCAGACACACAUUCUCUUGCUUUUGCAAACACACGACAGCAUGUUGACGGAAUGCCAGACAGUCCUCUGCCUGGCCUUGGCCGCCGUCCUGGGCUCAGCGCUGGGGCUUGGUGAGGACGUGGACCGGCCUCUCUUCGGUCCUCCCGGCUCUCCUAUCCGGCUGAUGCAGUCAGAUCCCGGCUUGAAAAAGGCUCUGCAGUUUGCCGAGGAGCGAUACAAUUUGGGCUCCAACGCCAUGCACCUCCGCAAAGUCAGCAGGCUAAUCUCUGCAACCAAACAGCUGGUUAAGGGGAUCCGGUACACCAUAACAGUGGAGCUGAGUAACACGAAGUGUAAGAAAUCCGCUAUGCUCCGGACUUGUGACUUCUACCCUGAACUACAGAAUCUGAAGACGGAGGUUUGUGUGUUUGAAAUUUGGGACGUACCCUGGCAGGGAGCUUCAACGCUACUUAAACAGAAAUGCCAACCAAAAGCUGGACCAGAAGAAACAUCCGAAGCCGCUUCCCCUAAGCAGCUGCAGGAGGCGUCUGUGGGCCUUUUCAAAAACUUCAUGGUGAAAUACAAUAAGGUCUACAGCACCCAGGAGGAGGCUGACCGCCGUUUGCAGAUCUUCCAUGAGAACCUGAAGAUUGCUGAGAAGAUCCAGUCUUUGGAUCAAGGCUCUGCAGAGUACGGCAUCACCAAGUUCAGUGACCUCACUGAGGAAGAGUUUCGUUCGACAUACCUGAACCCGCUGCUGAGCCAGUGGACACUUCAGCGACCAAUGAAACUGGCUUCUCCUCCUCGAGGCCCCGCCCCCGCCAGCUGGGAUUGGAGGGACCAUGGAGCUGUCAGCACUGUUAAAAACCAGGGUAUGUGUGGAUCUUGCUGGGCAUUUUCUGUUACAGGCAACAUUGAAGGCCAGUGGUUUCUGAAAAAUGGAAAAUUGCUGUCAUUAUCAGAACAAGAACUGGUUGACUGCGACAGGCUGGACCAGGCGUGCAGAGGCGGCUUGCCUUCAAAUGCCUACGAAGCCAUUGAAAAUUUGGGUGGUCUGGAGUCAGAGAGUGACUACUCCUACACUGGCCACAAGCAGUCGUGCGACUUCACCAGCAGAAAGGUUGCUGCCUACAUCAACGGCUCCGUGGAACUGUCCAAAGAUGAGAGUGAAAUUGCAGCCUGGCUGGCUGAGAACGGCCCCAUCUCUGUCGCUCUGAAUGCCUUCGCCAUGCAGUUUUACAGGAAGGGUGUGUCCCACCCUUUUAAGAUAUUUUGUAACCCCUGGAUGAUCGACCAUGCUGUGCUGCUGGUGGGAUAUGGAGACCGUAAUGGAACUCCAUUCUGGGCUAUCAAAAACAGCUGGGGGGAGGAUUAUGGAGAGCAGGGUUACUACUACCUAUACAGGGGAUCCAAUGCAUGUGGAAUCAACAGGAUGGGUUCAUCUGCUGUUGUCAACUAAAUAACACUGCUUUAUCUCCCACACAUACGCAAACACACACACAAACACGUACUAUCAUAGCAUUGUGGCCCACCUUUGAUCCAGACUGCAUGACAAGCUCAUUCAAACACGCCAACCUGUCUUCCUGAUGUUACGUUUAAACCAGACUAGUGUUCCUCUAUUACAAAACAUACCAGCGCUUGUGUUGUUACUAAUGUUGCUGAUUUUAUUGACAUUUGAAUGCAUUUUUAACAAAAAUUGUAUGUGUGCUUUUUUGCUCUUAGAGGUAAAAAAAAAGUUUAGGCAAAACUGUUUUUAAUAAAGUAAUUUUCCCCUCACAUAAUGACCGUGUAUAGUGUGAUGCACUAGUCCCUUGCUGCUGUGCUGUGUAUUUUAUUCUGUUUUGUUACCAUGGUCUGGAAAAAAUGUGAUAGCUUGUAGUUGAGGGUUUCUUUUGUUGGAAGUUGAUAAGAAAUAAAUGAAAGUAGAAUUAAAA
This is a messenger RNA of Dunckerocampus dactyliophorus (ringed pipefish), 2018 nucleotides long. RefSeq names its product cathepsin F (gene ctsf). The record is from RefSeq and is a predicted model, not a curated record. Lineage: Eukaryota; Metazoa; Chordata; Actinopteri; Syngnathiformes; Syngnathidae. The transcript is spliced from 14 exons. Bases 146 to 1543 code for a protein of 465 amino acids. Gene Ontology annotation, molecular function: cysteine-type endopeptidase inhibitor activity; cysteine-type endopeptidase activity. Gene Ontology annotation, cellular component: lysosome.